Messenger RNA from Seminavis robusta, 2617 nucleotides. The record is from the annotation of a GenBank genome assembly. NCBI's taxonomy places the organism in Eukaryota, Bacillariophyta, Bacillariophyceae, Naviculales, Naviculaceae.
UUGCUUGUUCUGAAUUACAAUCAAGAAAGUAGUGCUGUUGGUGUAUCCUUUCCAUUCCUAGCUACUAUCUGUAAUGUUGUGUUGACGAAAGAUGUUGGUGUCACCGGGUUCAGCACAUGGAAGAAGAAACAGAAUCGUCAACGAUAAUAGUGUCGCUGGGGGCACCGUGGAGCAACGAAAGAGGUCGGCGGACGUCCACGAUGUCAACCGUGCGCUUCCACGGCAGCAUUCAGAAUCCUUUCACACUACAGCAUCACGGGCCGACGAGUGCUCGGAUGGACUCUCCACAAUGAGCGGCCAGAUGUCCUCCACAAGGCAGCUGUUUGCACACAAAACCAAAAGUAUUAUGCCAAUCCCAGACACUCGACCUGCACUGCUUCCCGAUCGACCCGAAGCCUUCACGGCAUGCUCUUGGUGGUUGGUGGAUCGAGAGCAUGAACCACCGUUGACACAGGGAGCCACGGCAUUGAGCAACAAGUUUAUCGAACAGUAUCCAGGAUGGGACCCCAAGAAUGUUCGACGAAUUCUCAAGGCUUACAAACAAUAUUUGCAAUUGGUAGUUCAGACACAAGAUUGGAGAGGCGCCAAGUUGUGUCCACCAAAACUGGUGCAAAGGAUUUGGAGCAUUCAUCGACAGGAUGUUGUUUCCUACUGUCAGGACUGUAUGUUGCUCUGUGGUGUCGUGGUGGGUAAUAACCCGGAUGACAAUGAAAGAUCUUCUACUACACAACAGAGUCAACGGAAACAAAGACAAGACUUUACGUUGCAGACGCUGAAAGAAAAAUAUGGAUCCGACUAUGAUGAGCAUAUUUGGAAUUUCCACGAUGACACUGCUACUACUGAUCAUGGAUUGGUGGAGGGAAAUGCCGACCAGCAGCACCGUCAGGCCAGUUCAGGGGGGAACAACAGCGAAACUGGCGCACAACAAAUGGCAUGUGAUGUUGCCGUCAAGGACGGUGGGGGCAAACAGCACACAAACCGACAACAACAAUUGCAGCAGGAGGAAGAUACUGAUGACGAGGACGACGACGAUGAUGAUGAGGAAAGCAAAAGUUCCAGUCUGGCUUACAGCAUUGAGGCUGAAAGAAGAAAGAGGUUGGCUGUCUAUUCUCUGAACAUUUGCGUGUCCCCGGGAAUGGAGGAGGAUCAACGCCCCCGUACCUGGUUCAAAGUGCGACCGUACACCAAGAUGAAGAAGGUGUUUGAAAAUAUACCUUAUGCAAAGUUUGGGGUGCCACAAGAAAAGGCGCAGUUGUUUAUUCGGUCUCGCCACAACGAAGGGCAAAUUCAACAAUCACAAACUAUGCUCGAUUUGCAACUGCAGGAAGGAGAUAUAAUUGACCUGGUCCCCCAGAAAGACACUCAUGACGGAGAAGAAAAGUGGACAGGUGAACACAACAAGGUUGAUGGCGAGAAACAUGAAAACGACAAACGUAAAGCCAGUCUCGCCAGCAACGACGAGAAACAGCAACUUCCGCCUACUAGUAUGCAACAGAAACACAAGGCAGCACAACAGUCAGACUCUUCGGUCAACAGUGACAACCAACAAGAUGUCGCAGUAGCAGGCAAGGUGGCAGGAUCCCGCCGUCAGAUCGACAAAACAACUGCAGACAAGAUGACUGAUAGAGCAGAUGAAGUUGCCACGCAUCAGUUGAAGCCGACAAAGCAUGUCUCCGAAGAAGAGGGUGGCCAGAAGAAUGGUCAAGCUGCCUCGAGGGAUAGAGAUAAGGACCAAAAUAUUGCCACCAAUAAUGGAUGCAACGAGCUGGGAAAAGGUGAUAGUGAUGUGGAUGUGGUGGCGGUCGUGGCUAACAAUUCAGAAGGGGCGAAGGGAACGGAUGCCAGAGAACUGGGGCAGACAGAAAGCAGGGAGAAAACAAAACGAUCGUCACUGCGCUUGAGUGGAAAGGCCGAUCACACUACGAAACCGGAAAGUCUUGUCAGCAACUUGGAACAUGCCAGAGAGUAUAGUCGUGCCGACACUGGGGAGACGACUAAACUGAAUGACCAAAACGUAGUCGUCAGAAGAGUAAAGAAAGCUCAUCCAUCCAAGCCACAAUCGCAGCGUCAACCAACGACGACGACGACGACGACAGAAAUCGAAAAGCCUCCAAGCCUCGUCGAUCAGGUUGAGGACUGCUCUGCUAUGAACAACGUUGCUGAUGGUGGACAAGUCUCAGCAACGGGCGCCAAAGACAGGGAAGAAAAAGCUAUGAAAGCUUUUGUGAAGAAGAAUGACAGCCAGUCACCAAAGAAAGGACCCAAGAAAGCAUCAAUGAAAGGACCUAAGGAGCGAGCACAGCAGGAACCUGGAACGAAUGAACCAACACACGCUUCGAAGCGAGCGCAACAGGAACCUGGAAGGAAUGAGCUAACUAAGAAAGCAUCGAACAAAGGACCAAAGACAGCAUCAAAGAGAGGACCCAAGAAGCGAGCACAGCAGGAACCUGGAACGAAUGAACCAACACACGCUUCGAAGCGAGCGCAGCAGGAACAUCGAAGGAAUGAACAAACACGCGCUUCUAAGCGAGCGCAACAGGCACAUGGAAGGAAUGAACCAAAACGCGCUUCUAAGAGAAUGAGGAAGGGAUCAAUAGACAGGUAUUCACCACCGUAG